AUGCGAGAACCUCUGACUUCUCCCUCUAGGCUAGUAGGCUUCCGUAUUUCCGAACGUGUUUGCAAGCAGCAUCUACUCGAGAAGGGCAAAGUAUUUUCUUUCCUGCCAUCCUUUUGAUUUUUCUGAAAUUAUCUACGAAAUAACAUUUUCUCUCGCUGCCUGUGUAAGUUCUGUCUUAGGUGCUGUUGUUUGUGCUGUUGUCGGCAUGGCGGUGGUCAUCCGUUUACAGGGGCUCAGAAUCACUGCAGGUUCUGAGGACAUUCGCAAGUUCUUCACUGGCCUCAAAAUCCCAGAUGGUGGGGUGCACAUUAUUGGUGGGGAGCGUGAGGAGGCUUUCAUAAUUUUUGCUUCCGAUGAAGAUGCGAGGCGGGCAAUGACCCGUUCGGGGGGAUCCAUCAAAGGUUCUCCGGUUCGCUUACGGCUGAGCAGCAAGUCAGAAAUGCAGGCUGUUCUCAAGGAAAGUAUAAAACCUGAGGUGACCAAAAAGAGGUCGUCCAAGGAAGGUUUCAGAAGACCGGAAAGAGAAGGCAGGAAUGAGAAACCUAGAAAAAAAGACAAUGUGGAGAUGGGCAGUAGAUCAGUGUCGUACAGUGACACACGUAGUCUGGCCCGAAAGCCUUCCUCACAGCCAAGCAGUCAAAAUGACUUGUAUUUGCUUAUGCAAGGCAUGCCUUUCACUACGACAGAAGAGAAUGUGAGGAAAUUCUUUGACGGAUUAGUGGUGGAGGACAUUAUUAUGAUGAAAAAUGACAGCGGCCAACAAAAUGGGAAAGGAAUUGUCAAGUUUGAAACCAGACUGGAUGCUAGAGAGGGUCUGAAAAGGGAUCGGCAUUACAUUGGAACCAGGUUUGUGGAAGUCUAUGCAUGCUCAGAAGAGCAGUGGUUUGAGGCAGGUGGUGGUAUGGAACCUGGUAAAGACAGCAGUGGUACGUUUAGAAGAGGUCCAUCCUCAGCUCACACUCUGAGGUAUCCUCCAGACCGUGCCAGGUCUCGCUCACCAGUAGCCUACAGGUCAACAAAGUCCUCUUCUCCUCCCAAUGAGGAGUUCUGUGUCUUGGUGGAAAACCUCCCCUACUUAGUGGAGAAGAGAGACAUAAAGGAGCUCUUCCAUCCUGCAGACCUCAAGUAUGACCAGAUCCUUCACCUUCAUGACAGGUAUGGGAAAAAGACUAGGUCCAUAUUUGUGCUUUUCAGAAGCCUGAGGGACUACUGUGCUGCCUUGACUCUUCACAAGCAGGAAUUUCUCAACCGAUAUGUGUACAUAUCUCCUAUUUCAAAAGAGAAAAUGGUCGCCAUUCUAGAAUCUGGGGAAAAUCCAAGGGAUGGGGCACCCCCCUCUGAAAGGUCUUACAGCAGAUCUCAGGAAAGGCUUCCAAGAGAGACCGAGAAGGACUCGUAUGAAUCUGACAAGAUUUGCCUCUAUGUGCGCAAUCUGCCUUUUGACGUGCGCAAAGUUGAGAUUGUGGACUUCUUCCUUGGCUUCAGGAUCUCGGAGGAGACUGUUGUUUUGCUGCGUGACCAUAAGGGCAAUGGACUUGGAGAGGCUUUGGUGAUCUUUCAGACUGAGGAGGAGGCUAUGAGGGCGCAGUCUCUGAAUGGACAAGGGUUUCUUGGAGCAAACGUCAUCCUGAAAUGCAUUUCUCUGGCUCAGAUGCGUGAAUUUGGUGUUGGUGAACCUGCAGUGACAGAGCAGCAGAUGAUACCAAGGGAGAGAAGCUCAGAGAGGUACUCGGCCAGGAAGAGUGAGGCGAUGUCCCAUCUGUACACUGAUUACAGUGUCACCCCUGAUAUAGGCCAUCUUCCUAUGGACGACCGGCAGGUUCAUAUUCAUGGAGGCAGCAGUCUGGGUCUGGGUCUGGAUUCUCACAUGAUGGAAAUCCCUGUUCUGCUUAAUAACAGGGGCAAUGGAUCUGCUCAUGGACAUGGAGACUAUGGACCUUCUGCCCCCCAGCAGUUUGAUGGUCCAACGUGCCUGAGACUGGUUAAUCUGCCUUCGACUAUCAGAAUUGACGAAAUCUAUGACUUUUGCUAUGGAUAUCGUGUAAUUCCUGGAUCCGUCUCAUUGCAGUACAACAACAAAGGGAUUCCCAAAGGCUCAGCAACGGUUGUUUUUGAAUCUCGCUUGGAGGCGUUAACGGCAGUUGAGGAAUUGAGUGGAAGACCAAUAUGCAGCAGAAAAGUCAAACUAGUUUUUGUGUGAAAUUUGACAUUUGUCCUCCAUAUAGAACCUUUCUAGGCAUUAAAAUGUGGUGUUUUAGGAAGAACAACUUGGACAGUAUUUGGUUAGUUUGGUAGUUCCAACAGAUGGCGACUGAACAAUUUUAGAUUUUAAAAAUACUGUAUAGCUUUCUACUCAAGGUGUAAUGGACAAACCUUUUGUCCAUAUCCCCCUCCCCCCCUUUAAAGAAUAACAAAAUGAUUUAUUUGUAUUUUGCCCAUCACUUGCUCGCUAUGAAGCUUUUGUCUUUUAGUGAAAUUUGCCUGAAAUUGUAUUUUCUUUGUAACAGCUGGGUGAAGGUAAAACUUAAUUUUGCAACUAAUAUUUGUUUAAACAUGUUUAUUGCAUUAUAUAGUGUAAAAGUUGUCCAUUAAACUUAGUGGAAAUUAUUUGAUUAAAAUGCAUACAUGUUC
Coregonus clupeaformis (lake whitefish) is the source of this 2631-nucleotide messenger RNA. RefSeq names its product RNA-binding protein 12B-like. The coding region runs from base 206 to 2200 and encodes 664 amino acids. The transcript is spliced from 2 exons. Lineage: Eukaryota; Metazoa; Chordata; Actinopteri; Salmoniformes; Salmonidae. Gene Ontology annotation, cellular component: nucleoplasm; ribonucleoprotein complex. The record is from RefSeq and is a predicted model, not a curated record. Gene Ontology annotation, molecular function: RNA binding. Gene Ontology annotation, biological process: regulation of RNA splicing.